CAAACGUAUAACGUGCGUUAUCGGCAAUCGGUGGUUCACAUGUUUUGCGGCGUGCGUUGAAAUAGUUUAUUAAAAAUAAAGAAUACGCGCAAAGAAAGGCAUGGACAUUGACGAGCUUUUUGACUGCUUCAACGAGGUGGCACCGGAGAGCCUUAAAGAUCCUCCACCGGCGUUCACCAAGGAGCUGAAGCAACCGGCGGAGACUGGCGGCACCCAAGACGUGAAGAAGGCGAGCAAACGCCAAGUGAAGGAAAAACAUGAGGCGAGUGAUGCGAAGGCAGACGAUAAAGAGGAGACCGAGGAGGAGCCCACGAAGCGGCUGAAGCAGGAAGGCAAAGUCAGCAGCGAGGAAAUGGAGGAGGAGUCGAAGGCGGAGGCGGACGAUGGCGUUAAGGAUGAAGAAGAGGAGGAUUUGGCUAACCUGGAGGCCUUAAGCACGCGCAUUGUGACCCACGUGAUAGAUUCACCCGAAUCGUGUACACACGAGGUGGCCGUCCAUCCCGACCAGGAGUUCAUACCCCUGGAGCCGUUUAACGGUGUGCCGGCCAAGGAAUACGCCUUUGUGCUCGAUCCCUUCCAGCGCGAGGCAAUCAAGUGCAUCGACAACAGCCACAGCGUCCUGGUCUCCGCCCACACAUCGGCGGGCAAGACCGUGGUGGCCGAGUAUGCCAUCGCCAAGUCGCUGGCCGCAAAGCAGCGCGUAAUCUACACUACGCCCAUCAAGGCUCUGUCCAACCAAAAGUUCCGCGAGUUCACCGACGAGUUUAAAGACGUCGGUCUGGUCACGGGCGACGUAACCAUCAAUCCGUCAGCCUCAUGCCUGAUCAUGACCACUGAGAUUCUGCGGAACAUGCUUUAUCGGGGCAGCGAGAUCAUGCGCGAAGUGGGUUGGGUGAUCUUCGAUGAAAUUCACUACAUGCGCGACAAGGAGCGUGGCGUCGUAUGGGAGGAGACCCUCAUCCUGCUGCCGGACAAUGUGCGCUAUGUGUUCCUUUCGGCCACCAUUCCGAAUGCCCGCCAGUUCGCCGAGUGGGUUUGCCACCUGCACAAGCAGCCGUGUCAUGUCGUCUAUACCGAUUACCGGCCAACACCGCUCCAGCACUACAUGUUCCCAGCCGGUGGCGAUGGCAUCCAUCUCAUUGUCGACGAGAAGGGACAUUUCAAGGAGGACAACUUCACCACAGCAAUGGCGGUGCUUUCUACUGCGGGUGAGGCUGCCAAGGGUGAUCAGAAGGGACGCAAGGGCGGCAUGAAAGGCGCGAAUGCGGAUCAGACGAACAUUUUCAAGAUCGUCAAGAUGAUCAUGGAGCGCAACUUUGCUCCGGUCAUUAUUUUCUCAUUCAGCAAAAAGGAGUGCGAGGUCUAUGCGAUGCAGAUGGCCAAGCUGGACUUCAAUUCGGCGGAUGAGAGGAAGCUGGUGGACGAGGUUUUCAAUAACGCCAUGGACGUGCUCAGCGAGGAGGAUCGUCAUCUUCCGCAGGUGGAGAAUGUGCUGCCCUUGCUCCGUCGAGGUGUUGGCAUCCAUCAUGGCGGCUUGCUGCCCAUUCUCAAGGAGACCAUUGAGAUCCUCUUCGGUGAGGGUCUGAUCAAGGCCCUCUUUGCCACCGAAACCUUUGCCAUGGGCCUCAACAUGCCGGCCAGAACGGUGCUGUUUACAGCUCCCCGAAAGUUCGAUGGCAAGGACUUCCGUUGGAUCAGUUCCGGCGAGUACAUCCAGAUGGCGGGUCGUGCCGGUCGUCGCGGCUUGGAUGACAAGGGAAUUGUGAUCCUGAUGAUUGACGAGAAGGUAUCUCCGGCCGUUGGUCGAGAAAUUGUGCAGGGCAAGGCUGAUCCCAUUAACUCUGCCUUUCACCUUACAUACAACAUGGUGUUGAACCUGCUGCGCGUGGAGGAGAUCAAUCCGGAAUAUAUGCUGGAGCGGAGUUUCUACCAGUUUCAGAAUCAGGCCGCCCUCCCCGGACUGCAUGAGAAAGUGAAGAAGAAGACUCAAGAGCUGAACAAGAUGAAUAUUAAGGACGAGCACAAUAUUGCCUCCUAUCACCACAUUCGCUCCGAGCUGGAUCUCCGCGGCAAGCAGUUCCGACAGUGGAUCACAAAGCCAAAUUACUUGCUGCCCUUCCUGCAGCCCGGUCGGCUGGUAAAGGUGGCUGUAGGCACACAGGAAUACGAUUGGGGCAUCAUUCUGAAUUUUAAAAAGCAGGACCAAAAACGAAAAAACCCCCUGAAGGACGAACCAAGCGUUACCAUCGACGUGCUGCUGCAUGUGAGCGAAGCGGCCGCCAAAUCCGGUGACACGGAGCCGUGCCGGCCCAACGAACGUGGCUGCAUGGAAGUGGUUCCGGUGUCCAAUACACUCAUCACUCAGAUCAGUUCGAUCCGCGUGUACUUCCCCAACGAUCUGCGCAGUGCAGACAAUCGGAGGGCCGUGCUUAAGACCAUCCAGGAGGCCAAAAAGCGGUUUCCCUUGGGGCCGCCAGUCCUUAAUCCCAUUGAUGACAUGAACAUCAAGGAACGCGAGUUUCGGGACAUUGUGGACGGCAUCGCCCAAUUCGAAAAGCGGCUGGAGGAUCAUCCACUGCACCAGUCGCCGGAGUUGGAGAAAAUUCAUCGUAGCUACCAGGACAAGGUUAAGCUGCAGACAGAACUGGGCGACCUGAAGGCCGAACUGAAGGCCGCCAGGAGCUUGUUGCAAAUGGAGGAGCUGAAGCACCGGAAACGUGUACUUCGCCGGAUGGGCUACUGCAAGCCGGGUGAUGUCAUCGAGUUCAAGGGCCGCGUAGCUUGCGAACUGAGCUCUGCGGACGAACUCCUGAUGACAGAGAUGAUCUUCAACGGCGUAUUCAACGAACUCACUGCCCCUCAGGCGGUGGCCCUGCUCUCCUGCUUUGUCUGUGACGAGAAGUCCGCCGAAUCGCCCAAGAGCGCCACAGAGCUAUCGGGACCACUGCGCUCCAUGCAGGACCUGGCCCGACGCAUUGCCAAGGUGUCCACCGAGUGUAAGCUUGAUUUGGACGAGGACACAUAUGUGGACAAGUUCAAGCCUUUCCUGAUGGACGUUGUGCUAGCUUGGUGCAAGGGUUCCAGCUUCAUGACUGUCUGCAAGAUGACCGACAUCUUUGAGGGUUCCAUCAUUCGCUGCAUGCGCCGACUAGAGGAGCUGCUGCGGCAGAUGUGCCAGGCCUCCAAGACCAUCGGCAAUACGGACCUGGAAAAUAAGUUUUCGGAGGGAAUCCGUUUGCUCAAGCGCGACAUAGUAUUCGCAGCCUCGUUGUAUCUGUAGGACCUUAGAGAAAGCUAGUUUAUGUGCACCCAAGUUAAUCUGUCGGAAUUAUUAUAAAGGAAGAGACUGGCAAACCCUCUAUAUACAUUUAUAAGCAAAAAAGUUAUGUUGGACGAACUUUAGUGUAAGAGGUGGCAGUCCCACUAUGGAUUGUUGAAAAACUGGAAUUACUUUGUAUAUUUUAUGUUUAUAUGACUACCGAAAUACCAGAAUAAAUAAGAACCCCGUUUCAAAUUAA
Drosophila serrata is the source of this 3518-nucleotide messenger RNA. RefSeq names its product exosome RNA helicase Mtr4 (gene Mtr4). Gene Ontology annotation, cellular component: nucleus. The record is from RefSeq and is a predicted model, not a curated record. Gene Ontology annotation, molecular function: RNA binding; ATP binding; RNA helicase activity. NCBI's taxonomy places the organism in Eukaryota, Metazoa, Arthropoda, Insecta, Diptera, Drosophilidae. Gene Ontology annotation, biological process: RNA catabolic process; maturation of 5.8S rRNA.